This is a messenger RNA of Monodelphis domestica (gray short-tailed opossum), 15493 nucleotides long. The record is from RefSeq and is a predicted model, not a curated record. Lineage: Eukaryota; Metazoa; Chordata; Mammalia; Didelphimorphia; Didelphidae.
AAUUACCGAUGAAAAGUUUAUUAUCUACUGUGAUUGUUAGAAGUUAUUAAACUUAUGAAACUAUGGCAGAGAGAGAGAGACAGCAUCAUCUGUACCCCCAAAGUGUGGGCCAUACAUUUCUUCUGUCACUAGUUGGAGUAUGAACUUGAUGAUUCGUGGAGUAGUUCUGUUUUUGAUUGGAGUGUUUCUUGCUCUAGUAUUAAAUCUACAUCAGAUUCAGAGAAAUGUCACACUCCUUCCACCAGAUGUGAUUGCAAGCAUCUUUUCUUCAGCAUGGUGGUUGCCACCAUGCUGUGGCACAGCUUCAGCUGUGAUUAGGUUGUUAUACCCUUGCAUUGACAGGCAUCUGGGAGAGUCACAUGAAUUUAAAAGAGAGUGUUCUAGUGUAAUGCGAUGUGUAGCAGUCUUUGUUGGUAUUAAUCAUGCCAGUGCUAAAGUAGAUUUUGACAACAAUAUACAGUUGUCUCUCACUCUAGCUGCACUAUCCAUUGGCUUGUGGUGGACUUUUGAUAGAUCACGAAGUGGUUUUGGUCUUGGAGUAGGAAUUGCUUUCUUGGCAACCUUGGUCACUCAACUACUAGUCUACAAUGGGGUUUAUCAGUAUACAUCUCCAGAUUUUCUUUAUGUCUGUUCUUGGUUACCAUGUAUAUUUUUUGCUGGUGGCAAAACAAUGGGAAAUAUUGAUCGACAACUGGCCAUGUAUGAAUGUAAAGUCACUGCAGAAAAAUCUCAUCAAGAAUGAAGAAAGCAAAAAUAUGUUUUUGUACAGAAAAAUAAACAAGAUUUAAAGAAGCAUGUAAAUGAUAGAGAUACCAAGAAAACAUUGGACUGUAAAAUUGCUAAGAUGCAGUUUUUUUUCCUUCAGUGGUAUAUAUUACUGCAAUCUAUGAUUGCUACUUCUGUCAAUCAGUUACAGACCUUUGUGUAUUUGAUUUUAGUAACUGUCAAAGAUGAGGUUGCACCAAAAAUAAGACUACUGGUUAAUAAAGGAGUUAAUUUUUUUUAAUAUAACACAUAUUGUAUCACAAUGUUAAUGUGCCAAAAUAUUCUAUUAUUGUCAUGUAGAAAAUGAUUGUGUUAUGAACAUUUAAAAAAUUAUUGAAAUGGCAUAAUAUAAGGAGGAAAGCCAAGAAUUCAAUUGAAUUUCUGAUAUUUUCUCUUUUAUUUUUUACUUUCCUGCCUUUUAUUUUUCUUUUUCUAUUUUUUAAAUUUUAAACAUUAUUUUAUUUGGUCAUUUCCAAACAUUAUUCACUGGAAACAAAGAUCAUUUUCUUUUCCUCCCCGUCCCCCCUCCCACCACCUUUCCCUCUCCCAUAGCCCAUGCACAAUUCCACUGGUUAUCACAUGUGUUCUUGACUUGAACCCAUUUCCCUGUUGUUGGUAUUUGCAUUAGAGUGUUCAUUUAGAGUCUCUUCUCAGACAUGUCCCCUUAACCCCUGUAGUCAAGCAGUGUUUUUACUCCCACAGUUUAUCUUCUGAUUGUGGAUAGUAUUUUUUUAGAUUCCUGCAGAUUGUUCAGGGACAUUGCAUUGCCACUAAUGGAGAAGUCCAUUACAUUCGAUUGUACCACAGUGUAUCAGUCUCUGUGUACAAUGUUUUCCUGGUUCUGCUCCUCUCGCUCUGCAUCACUUCCUGGAGGUUGUUCCAGUCUCCAUGGAAUUCCUCCACUUUAUUAUUCCUUUUAGCACAGUAGUAUUCCAUCACCAACAUAUACCACAAUUUGUUCAGCCAUUCCCCAAUUGAAGGGCAUCCCCACAUUUUCCAAUUUUUGGCCACCACAAAGAGGGCAGCUAUGAAUAUUCUUGUACAAGUCUUUUUCCUUAUUAUCUCUUUGGGGUACAAACCCAGCAGUGCUAUAGCUGGAUCAAAGGUCAGUCUUUUAUCACCCUUUGGGAAUAGUUCCAAAUUGCCCUCCAGAAUGGCUGGAUCAAUUCACAACUCCACCAGCAAUGAAUUAAUGUCCCGACUUUGCCACAUCCUCUCUAGCAUUCAUUACUUUCCAUAGCUGUCAUGUUAGCCAAUCUGCUAGGUGUGAGGUGAUACCUCAGAGUUGUUUUGAUUUGCAUCUCUCUGAUUAUAAGGGAUGUAGAGCACUUUUUCAUGUGCUUAUUAAUAGUUUUGAUUUCUUUGGCUGAGAACUGCCUGUUCAUGUCCCUUGCCCAUUUAUAAAUUGGAGAAUGGCUUGAUUUUUUGUACAAUUGAUUUAGUUCUUUGUAAAUUUGAGUAAUUAAACCUUUAUCAGAGGUUUUUAUGAAGAUUGUUUCCCAAUUUGUUGCUACCCUUCUGAUUUUGGUUACAUUGGUUUUGUUUGUACAAAAACUUUUUAAUUUGAUGUAUUCCAGAUUAUUUAUUUUGCAUUUUGUAACUCUUUCUAAGUCUUGCUUGGUUUUAAAGUCUUUCCCUUCCCAAAGAUCUGACAUGUAUGCUAUUCUGUGUUCGCCUAAUUUUCUUAUAGUUUCCUUCUUUAUGUUCAAGUCAUUCACCCAUUUUGAAUUUAUCUUGGUGUAGGGUGCGAGGUGUUGAUCUAAACCUAAUCUUUCCCACACUGUCCUCCAAUUUUCCCAGCAGUUUUUAUGAAAUAGUGGAUUUUUGUCCCAAAAGCUGGGAACUUUGGGUUUGUCAUAUACUGUCUUGCUGAGGUCGUUUGCCCCCAGUAUAUUCCACUGAUCCUCCUUUCUGUCUCUUAGCCAGUACCAAAUUGUUUUGAUGACCACUGCUUUAUAAUAUAGUCUGAGAUCUGGGACUGCAAGGCCCCCUUCCUUUGUAUUUUUUUUCCCAUUAUUUCCCUGUAUAUGCUUGAUCUUUUGUUCUUCCAAAUGAGCUUUGUUAUGGUUUUUUCUAAAUCAGUAAAAAAAAUUUUUGGAAGUUCCAUGGGUAUGGCACUAAAUAGAUAGAUGAGUUUGGGUAGGAUGGUCAUUUUUAUUAUAUUGGCUCGUCUUACCCAUGAGCAGUUAAUCUUUUCCCAAUUGUUCAAGUCUAGUUUUAGUUGUGUGGAAAGUGUUUUGUAGUUGUGUUCAUAUAGUUCCUGUGUUUGCCUUUUAUUUUUCUAUGCACAGCAGUGUGAGUUAUGGGUAUCCUACUUUAUUGUUGGGAUUCUAUCUUAAUGGGUAAAGAAAAGCCUAAGUAUUUGAAUUUUUUGUCUUUUGUGAUAAAGAUGAACUUUUUGUGAAAUGUUUUAAAAUACAUAUCUACCUGCAAUACUGGAGAGGAUCCAAAGAAGUAAACAUCUAUUUAUACAUAUUUUACUAGUAUUAUAUGUGAAGCCCAUGAGAGAUUAUUAGCAUUAUUGUUUUUCAGUAUGAAUUUAGGAGAGGAUGGAGUAGGCAAAAAUAAAGGUCAUAAGCAAUGUUUAAAGUGGCUUUUUAACAAUCACAAGGAAUUUAGCACCUCUUAAUUCUUUUGCAUAUAUAAUAAACUCCCAAAUCUGUAGAAUUUGAAGGUUCUAAUGCUCUUUUGGGAGUUCUGGUAAUUGUUAACCAUUUUGGCUUGGUUCACUUAUCAUUAGAACUCCUAGAUUUAUGGCCUCAUUAUAUGCAAUUGGGGGCGUGUAGCUUUUUUAUGUAUUAACAUACCCAAUAGUGAAGAGUUCCAGUCUAUUGGUUAAAUAUGUAUUGAAAGUUUUAUGUAUAUUAAAGGUCUUGUUUAAAAUUUUAAAAAAAGGGGGGAGGAUUCUGGGGGAAGGGUUCUGUUCACUUCAGGGAGAGGUUGCUUCUGCUGUUUGUUAUGCAGAAAAAGGCUUCUCUCUUCCCUGAAGGGCCUUAACUUUAACUAAUCUAUAUUGGAAAGUUACAGGGAUUAUUGAUAUGAAAUGAUCACCAUUACUAUUAAUCCUAAUGCUAACUAUAUUUGUGAAUAAUACACUACUGAUUUUACUCCACACCGUGAUCAUCACAUAGCAUAAAUAAUAAAUUAUCUUAAGAAAUUGAAAACUAAACAGAAAAGUCAUGAUUUAUUUUCUAAUGACCAUUACCCUUCUUAUGUACACAGACAAAAAACUGAUGCUUCAUUUUAAUAUACUCUUAGGAUGUAGCUCAUAAUAGUAGUUCUAGGUAAAUAAAAUUUCCUAUAAUGAACUCUGAAAAAGAGCCAGAAUUUUGACUGUGUAGUUUUUGAUAUGUAAUAUCUAGCACCAUGCCAAUUAGUUUUUUAUGAUGCUCAAUGUUUAUUGAAAAUAGUCAAGAUAGGGGGCAGUUAGGUAGUUCAGUGGAUUGAGAGCCAGGCCUAGAAAUCUGGCUUCAGACACUUCCUGGCUGUGUGACCCUGGGCAAGUCAUUUAAUCCCCAUUGCCUAGCCCUUACCACUCCUCUGCCUUGGAACCAAUACACAAUAUUGAUUCCAAGGUGGAAGGUAAGGGUUUAAAAAAAAAAAAGAUUUAUAAGUAUUGCCUUCAUCCAUUGGUUCAAUCUGACCUCUAAAUUCUUGGUCAAAGCCUUUAAUUUCUAUUCUUUUUCCACUAUGAAUUACAAAUGGUAUUUUGAAAAUGUGGAAACUUUCCAAGAGAUGAAGUAAAUAUUUUGUAGGUAAGGGUUAAAAAAAAAAAAGAAAAUAGUCAAGAUAAAACUGAAGAUCAUGAUCUGGAGCCUGAAUUACAGAGAAAGAUUUGUCUACUGAUUACCUAACUAGCCUAAAGAAUGGAUGUGAAGAGAACUCAGGAGGUCUUAGAUAAUAGUUUACUUGCAAACAUUUCAUUUAUUUAAUUAAGCUAACUUUCUAAAUGCUUUCAAAUGAUUCAAUUAGAAUUUCCCUUAGAAACCCAAUAAUUGGGAGACAGUACCAUUCAGUGAUAAGAGAGUCAUUUCCAGAAUCAAAGGGCAUGAGUUCAAAUAUCUAUUCCACUUCUGUUGCUUUUUCAUUUGUUUCAGUUAUGUCCAACUCUUUAUAUAACCAUUUGGAGACUUCUUGGGCAAGAGAUUGGAGUACUUUGCCAUUUUCUUCUCCAGUUCAUUUACAGAUGAGGAGACAGGGGCAAACAGAGUAAAAAGGCUUGCCCAGAUCACACAGCUGAAGCUGGAUUUGAACUGACAUCUUCCUGACUCCAGGCUGGGUACUCUAUCCACUGCACUGCCUAGCUACCCUAACUUCUACUCAUAAACUGCAUAAACUUGUUUAGUAUUCCCAAGUCCCAGUUUAUUCAUUUUAAAUUGAGGGAGUUGAACUAUAUAACUUCCAUCUAGUUCUAAAUCUAUGAUCCUCUAACAUAAGCAUAUAUGGCACUGUGAUUACAAAAUGCUUACAGAGUGUGAAUUUUUUUCAGAUUUAAAUGGUUGAGGGAAAUGAUUUCACUAUGUUUUGGAGGGAAAUUGAUGUAAUAUUUCAAGUUUUAAAUGUUGCAUUUUUAACUGUUACAUGUCACAUGAAUAAUUUGUUUCUAUGAAGUAUUAAUCACAGGCAAUAUGCAUUUAGUAUUUUAAUAUCUACCCAUAUUAUCUCAUUUGAUUAAUACAAAAUCCCUUCAAUAGGUACAAAAGAAAUAUCUCAUUGCUCCAUUUUAUGGAUUAGAAAACUGAGAACUAAGAGAGGUUAAGGGAUUUGUCUGUUGCAACCCCAGUGUCCUUUUGUAGUGCAGCCAUGCUAGUGACAUUGUUUCCCAGCUCAGUUACCUCCAUGUUCUGAUGGAGAUAAAUAAUAGGGUCUAAUAUGGAGGAGUCCCAGCACAUGGGAUUAUAGGAAAAUAGAAUUAGAAUGGCAAAGGGUUGUAGCUAUUUUUCAGUCCAACCCCCUCAUUUAAUAGGCACCUUAUAUGCUGCUCUUCUUAGAUGACAUCAGAAUUUUCAUAACAAAUCACAUCAUGUGGAGUUCUUUUCUAUAUUAGAAUAUGUCAUUCUCAAGGGAGAGGCAGCAUUGUACACUGGAUGGGGAGCUGCCAAGAGAAUUAGGAAGAUCUGACUUAAAAUCCUGAUGCUGACACAUAGUGAUUAUGGCUCCCUGAGCAUGUUCUUGAAACUGUCAGUGCUCUAGGGUUAGGGUUAGUCUUCAUUGUAAGAGGAAGCUUCCUCAUCUAAGAAUUCCUCAUUAUCAAUGAAUUCAUAAGUGUAGUCUCUGUCCCUUACCCUAUCUUCCAGGGAAUCCUCUUUAGAAUACAACAAAACCCUGGGUCAAGGAGCAGAGAUUUUAUUUGUUUUCUUUAUCUUAUUUAACUUUUAAGGAUUUUCACUUGUUUCUAAAGUCAACUAGAUUAUAUGAGUAAUUACAGUUUCUGUUGCAUUAUUUAUUUCUUUGUCUCCCUCCCAUGAUCUCAGACAAUUAAAAAAAAAAAAACAAACCCUGAAUAAAGUAGAAAAAAAAAACCCUGAAUAAAGUAGAAGUAACCGAAACAGUGCCAUAUCAAUCAACCUGGAAGUCCCCUGGCCAAAUGGAUUGAUAUUGGCAUAAUAGAUAUAGGUAGGACUAUAAUAGAUUGUUUUUUGCUACAAAAUCUUUUGUUGCUCCCAGCAGCCACAAAAUAUUAUCAUUGUGGGUGAACACCUGAGAAGGGAAGCAGGUGACUGAGGGAAAAUGGGUGAAGAAAUGUAGAGAUAUGAAAUAAAUAAGUUUAACUUGGUUUUGAGGUUUGGACCAGUGCUGAACCCAAUAGCAGUUGACCACAGGCUCUAGGCCCAGAUGUUUGGCCACACCAGCAAUCUGAGAGGAUAACACAAUCUGACUGCUUUCUUGAUGUUACAAACAAGAACUUCAUUUGUUUCUCAAAUACAGGAUGGGCUAGGGGACCAGGGUGAAGAUGUCGCUAGAUCUAACAAUAUCUUUCUUCAACCAGUCAGACUAACCAGCAAAGGUCUCUUCGGUCCCCAACAGAGUUGGGGCUACACUAACUACUAUAUCUCACUACCUAUAGAAAAUCUAGCUACCUAAAAUCCUGUCUAGCUGGCCCACUAAUGAAUAGAAACAGCAUGCAGUUUGUCAGAUAAAGAUGGCUAGAGGCCUAAGCCAAGGUGGUUGGUCUCGUCUUUAGCAUAGAGUUUCUGGGUCUUCAAUACUCACACACACACAGAGAAAUUGUCAGGAUGGAAAAAGAUGCCACUGCUCCCAGGAACACAGAAGUUUCCUGCUCACAGGAACUUCUAAGAUUUGAUUAGCAAACCCCAGACACCAAUGUUAAUUUUUUGUUCUUAAUGUGCUGGAGCCUAUUCAUAUCUACCACUGGUCUUUCUAUUGAAUUUUGGGUGAUCAGUAAUUUUAAUUUUCAAGAGGCUUUGGGAUACCAUGAUUCACAAUCUUAGAGUAUCACCAGAAGAAUAUCAGUGUUCAAAAGUGGGCCCAUUAUUUUAAGAAGACAGGAUUCUUUAAGAACAUUGCUUAAUAUCUAGAAUGCAAGGUAGCUGAGUUUCUUCUUCCUUUUUAAUUCUAAGUCUAGUUCACUCUCUUUCUUCAGGAUCUGUCCAAGACAUAAAGUGCUUUUCCUCUUGGAUAGGCUUUAAACACUAUUUUUUAGAAAAUUGCUGCUCUUACAGCAAGGUAAUCUUUUCCCUUUAGUGACCUCUUACUACCAAGUUAUACCACUACAAAAUUUCUAGGUGGCUUUCUGGUUCAUUUUAAGCCUAAGGCAGAGAUGCAGUUAUGUAUUGGGAGCCAUGUGGAAUAGGUAAUUCCGUCUUCUGAUUCUUGUUAAAAACAAACAAUGUAAAGAUUAAAAUUUAGGGGAGAUGGGGAGACUGAGGCAGGUAGAAAUUAGUUUCUCUCUACAAGGAGUAUUAUAUUUUUUAGAGGUUUAUUGAAGAUUAAGGAUUAAAGAAAAUACAGGAUAAGAAACAUGUGUCCAGGCCAUAGAGUGGCCUAUACACAACCUCACCUACAUUAUGAAAAAAACCAGGCCUGCCCCAAAACGGAAGUCCAAGAGUCGAGAGAGCCCCUCAAAAGCCUUUGAAUCAGCUUAAAUACCUUCUCAAUCUCAGCCCAGGUGAGAUUACAAGGCAUUCUGGGGAAGUGGAGCAAAGGCUCGUGGGGAUUGUAGUCCUGUAUUCGAGUCUAUUUUUUACAUUUUCCCAUGUGAUCAUUUUUGGAAAAAUUAAUUUUUCCCCAAAAGGAUCAUAAAAACAUAAUCAAUUUAAAGAUUACAAUAAUUUGAGGAUAAGAGAAAAAAGAAUAAAACCAAUAAUUGCUGAACACAUUGACAAAAAGCCGUUAGGGGGCAGUCUCCUUUGGCAUAAAAGUAUACAUACAAAUAAAUGUUUAAUCAACCACACCCAAAGUUCAAUUUGAUCUUGUGCAGCUUGUGGUCUGGAGGCUUCUUCAUGGUGGCUUCUCCAACAGUUCAGUUCUGGAUUCAGAGAGGGAGCAUCUUCUUAACCUAAAAUUCUUCUCAAAAGGAAUUUAAACUUUGCAAUUUACAAUAAUAUUUUUUUACAUUUCCCCAUGUUGUGGGUGAUUGAAAAAUACAGAAUCAGUUAGGGAUGCAUGGCUGAGGUAUGAGGUAUAUGAAUCAAUUGGCAAGAGAUAUUAAAAAGACAUCAGAAAAAUCAAAAAGAAAAGAAAAAUUUCUGGAUGAAAAUAUAGACUAUCAAAGUCUUAUGUGUAAAAAUUCCAAGUAAAAGAAAAAUAAAUGUAUAACAGGUCCUUGAAUCAGGGCCCAAUCAAAAUGACCUAAGCAAUGAUGCAUUUACCCAGUCAAUAGCCAGGACUACAGAAAGUUGCCACACUAUGAAAGGCAGAAAAGGGGACCAGAUUAUAGGAGCCAAGGUUUUGGGGAUACUCGUCUGUGAGUAUCUUCAGAGUGAGUGUGGACACAAGGAAAGCCUAUGUCUUAACACAGGUUAAACAUAGUAACCUUGAGUCUUCACACUAGGUUCAAGACCUUUGUAUUGGCCUAGAAGUGCAUCAAUCCAUCCUGGAUUUGCUUUUCUUUUGCUCUGUGAAAUGGCUCUUGUGUGUAUCUCUUGUCCUGGAAUCAGACAGAAUCAUUAAGCAAAGUCCCAUAAUUUUUUUUAAAUAAUUAGUGGCAUCUUUUUUAUAGUCACAAGCUUUUUAGGGCAUGCAUUAGCAAAUGUAUUUCAAACUUGUAGCACUGAAAAGUCAAAAAGUUAAAGAAAAUCUUAAUGCUGGUGACAUGUGCUUCAAAUAUAAAAAGGAGAGAAAAAAUAAUAAAAAAACUGAAUUGCACAUGCAAGAAAAUAUAAUAAUAAAAGAGCUUUAAAAAAUUCAAAAAUAUAGCUUAUAAUCAUUGACACUGUGUCAGUUAAGAAAAUAUAAAAUACAAGGCUUUCUCACCAAAAAAUGAGAUCCAUUUCCUCUUUGUAUCUGGCCAUGAUCACUGUGAGUAGAAGGCAAAUGAAUUGAACAAGGUUAACAAUUUUUUCAUCUUUAAAAAUACAGUAGUACAAAUAUGUAGAUAUCAAAAUCUCCAAAAUUCUCAAUAGCCCAAUUAAUUACAAUAGCAAACAAACACACUUUCAUAUUUCACAUAAGUUGCUGUAUGACAUUUUUAAAAACCUAUGAAUUGAUGGACAUUUGUCACAAUUUUUACGAACAUAGCAAUCUUUCAACCUUGGUAAUUAAACAUAUUUUUAAACAAAGUAAAACUCAUCUUGGACUAAGAACAUAAUCAAGAAAUCUAGAUAUCAUUCUGGUGCAAGUAAAGUAGUGAGCUGAAGAGUAUAAAUAAAGGGGUGCUCCUUUUGGAGGCUUUUAGGGAUACAAAUGCCCUGAGAUUAACUGCCCAACUUCUAUUCACAUAUUUAGAAAUGUGGGAAGGUUGGGGUUUAUAAAAUGUAUUUCACUUCAGCUACUCUUGGCCUUACCUCGUGGUAGGCGCAGGCAAAAAUAACCAGAGAUGGUUUAAAAAAAUUACAAAAAUCAUAUUUAAAAAAACCCUUAAAAUCAUUUGAGAUAUUUAGCACAUUAAAUUUUCCAAAGGUUGUUAUACAAUUAUAACCAGUUCUGAAGUCCAUCUAUCCUCAGCAAAAUAGAAAAAAGCUGUUUUUUCAUAGAUGGGCUUAUUCACAAUAAUAUUUGUUCAACACAGUUAUAGGGGGAAAACAGAAUUUCAAAACUCAGUACAUUCAAAAUAAAUUCAAUCAACCUUCAGUUCAAGCAGAAUAAUAUUGAAUCCAGUAAUAUAUGAACUUAAAAUCAAAAAGUUAAACCAUAACAAAAAAUGCAAUAGAAUACAGAGAUUUUUUAUAAACCAUUGGAGUCUGAAAUGCCUUAAAAUAUAGCCUUUAGUCUCUUCAAAGUUCCUUGGGGGUUUUUUGUUUGUUUUUAAUUAUCCAUUUAAAUGUCUAUAGUCCGAAGGCAGAGUAGUAAGAGCUAGGCAAUGGGGGUUAAGGGACCCGUCCUGGGCCCCGUAGCUGGGAAGUAUCUGAGGCCAGAUUUUAACCCAGGACCAUGCUCUCAGUGCCCUGAGCCACCCAUUUGCAAAUUCAAAGUUGAAUCUUUGGGCUGAAUCUUUCUUCUGGCACGCAGGUGAAAUCAAUGAAAUUACCAGAACAGUCAAAAGGUACCCUUUUAAACAGCCCAUUGCUAUUAAGUUUCUGUUUGAAAAGAUCUGUUUCUUCUCUCUAGUCUCUCUUUCCCCUGCUCUGAUACCCCUGUGGCCAAUACCCCCAUCCACGUGGAGGCUUAGCCUCAGGGAAAAUUACCCGGUCUCCUUUCCCUCUCUUCUCUCCCCUCUACCCAUGUGGCCAAUACUGUAACCAGCUGAUCGCAAUGAGUCCUGAGCGAUCUGCUCCAAGGAUCUGGGUGAUGAGCCGGCUGGGGUCACGCUUGUGGGUCUGGGGCUGGGGUGAUGAGCCAUCUGGAUUGGAGGCCAGAUGGGUGAGGGGCAGACCGCUUGGGGUGGGUCGGGCCAGAGCUGGAGCGCAGACAAGCGGAGCUGGGGCACCAGGUGAGAGGCCAGGAGCAGGAGCAGAAGCAGGCAGGCAGAACUUAGCAGCCAGGGACCAGGUGGGCAGCAAAAACAAAACAGGUCUGGAUGGGGGCUGAACACCAACAGGCAAAAGCGGCUGAGCCGGGUCUGGAUGGAGCCUGUGAGCUAUCUACUGUCUGGAACUAAAUGAGCAGCAGCUUUGCAAGGGUAAAAAACCUUGGCCAGAGAGAUAUGGCUCAAAAAAAAAAAUUUCUAGGUACUAGAUAUUAAAGAUUAAAUCAGAAGAUUGAGAUUUUUUCUCCCGAAGUGGUUACGCCAACUGUAAAGAUUAAAAUUUAGGGGAGAUGGGGAGACUGAGGCAGGUAGAAAUUAGUUUCUCUCUGCAAGAAGUAUUAUAUGUUUUAGAGGUUUAUUGAAGAUUAAGGAUUAAAGAAAAUACAGGAUAAGAAACACGUGUCCAGGCCAUAGAGUGGCCUAGACACAACCUCACCUACAUUAUGAAAAAAAACAGGCCUGCCCCAAAACGGAAGUCCAAGAGUCGAGAGAGCCCCUCAAAAGCCUUUGAAUCAGCUUAAAUACCUUCUCAAUCUCAGCCCAGGUGAGAUUACAAGGCAUUCUGGGGAAGUGGAGCAAAGGCUCGUGGGGAUUGUAGUCCUGUAUUCGAGUCUAUUUUUUACAACAAACUAUUUCACAGGAAAUAGUACUGAAAUGUAUGAAAAAGGAACUUUCAUAAAUAAACUUUUUUUAAAAACAAUUUCUACUUAAAUGCCACUGUAAACAAGGCAUGUCACUAGACAUUUACUUUAAGUAUUUAAGAAUGACAACUAUUAUACCUUGAACAUCACUGGGAAGAUAAUUCAUCAGUUAUCUUAAUGGCAAUUCAAUUCACCAAAGGGGGGAGGGGAGGAAUAUUCUAAAUAAAAGGUCAUAAUUCCUUUAAGGCAAAAACAGAUGCAUUUCCCCAACACUACAUUACUAAAGGAAUUUUAUAAGUCAUUUUCUAUUCUGUGUUUGGCUAAUUUGCUUAUAGUUUCCUUCUUUAUAUUCAGGUCAUUCACCCAUUCUGAGUUUAUCUUGGUGUAGGAUGUGAGAUGUUGAUCUAAACCUAACUUCUCUAUAUAGUAAAUGCCAAUUCUUCCUUGUAAUUUAUCUAGUUGCCUACUAUGGUCUUCAAAAGACUUUUCUUACUCUAUCAUGAAUCUAAUUAAAAAGAGUUUACCCCUACCUAUUACAACGCAUUCACUUCUCUCUGAGAACACUCAGUUCCAUAAUGCUUGUUCCCCCUUCUUGGUAAGAGAGGGAGAUGAAAUAGUCAAUUGCUUAAAUUCCUCAUCUUUAAAUGUCUACUCUCUUUCCCCUUCAAGCCAGUGCUUAAAGCAGAAUCUCAUUUAUUAUUCUCCUUCCCCCCACUUCAUAUGUCCUACAUAAAUGUAACAUAUAGCAUGGCUUCCUCUGGACCUCAUGAUAGAGGUCCCAUAUUCUAUUAAAGUCUCCUACAAUUUAUGUCUUUCAUAUGCUAAUCCUACAUUCCUCAUUACCCUACUGCGACUUGCUUUUCCCAUCAUUAUUCUGAUAAAUUCAAACUUCAUCAGGCAUUCUAUUACUUACUUUUAGUGGCUCAAAGGAGUCUGCAUCAUCAUUCUUAUUAUUAAUUGUAUCAUUCACAUACAUCAUUUUACAUACAUGACAUUUUUGUACAUUUGCCUUACCCAAUUCACUUAAAAAAUUAUUUCAAUUCACAGAACAAUUCAUACUUAAAAUAGAAUCAUGUUCUAACAGACAGCAUUUAAAACCCAUGUUUACACCCAAACAAUAGUCAUUUUGCCCAUAGUGCAUACUUUGGCAACAAUCCAUAUAUCCCAAUAAGUUACAAAUUCAUCAGUUCUUUACCAAUAUUCCAAACUCUUCAUAGACACUCCAUUUCAAAUUUAGAAAUUUAAAAUUUCUUCAAUGUUCAUUACAUUUUCACUUGGUACUUGCUUCAACAACACAUAUACUAAAAUAACAUUUUCACAUUCUCAUUUGUAAAUCCCCAAAAUUUAGUUCAUACAGAAUCUUUUUCAUAAUAUAUCACAUUCUCUUCUAAAAAGCUGGUAGUAAAUUCUUAUACACUUUACAUUUCGUUUUAUUGAACAGCCAGCACAUAUUAGGAGUUUGCUUCUCAUCUGCUAAUUUAAAACAAAAACCCUUUCUGCCAAGUAGGCUGACUUCCCAUUGCAUUUCAAUCUCCAACUUCAGUUGACUCAAAUAACAAACAUUUUAGGUAUGUCCACACAUUCAAAUCUCUAACCAUUGUUCUUUUUAACUCAAUGAAAACAAACAGUUCUCUCUUCAUUAAAUUGAUACAGGAAAAAAAAAACCCUCUGAAAUCUUAGACAAUUGAGAGACAAUUUUUAACACUGAAUCACUAACUUUACAUUCAUUUCACUCAAUUCCACAUUUCAAGAUCUUUAACAUGUAUUUCAGCCUUAAAAUCAACCCUAAGUAAAAAUCCAAUCGUGCCAUCAAAUCUCCCUUCUCAUGUUCUAAUUUUCCUCCUCCCAUCCAGUGGCCCGUCAAAGAGGGAAAAAGAAAAAUGUUGAACAGUCUUUUCUGCCUCUGUCUCCUAUAAAGCAGAGGGCAAAAUUCCCUUUUGAAGUUCUUAAACACAUUCCCUGAUCUGUCAACUCCCUCAUUUUUCAGAAUAAUGAUGGACUGAGAGACAAGAGACUCGGUAAUCACAAAGAGAUCUUUUCCCCCAAACCCUCCCAGUGCACACACAUGACACACAGAUUUACAAUUUAUAAAGGACAUACAAAACAUAAAUUCUUUUGCCCAACCACAUAUAAUAGUCUAUUUAUUUACAUUUUCUUCACCCCAAAGAGGGGAGUGUCUUGUCAGUCAACUCCUAAAGUUUCACAUUAAACAAUCCCCUAAUUGUAAAAAGAAUCUUAGCACAGUCAGUGUCUUCAUUAUCUCACAUUCAGGCACAAAGUGUUCAAGAACUCUGGCCAUUUGUCUUGGCAGGAAAUUUACAGUUUCUGUCAGAUGUUCUGGUCCCAGUGUGUUAGUUCAUUAGUAUUGUCCUUAAUUGGACACUUUCUCGUUAAGUGGCCAGGCUGCUUACGCAUGUAACAAGUAUGAACUUCUAGGGGAGACAAGUCACUUCUCUCUCUUCUUCUGUGAUUCACCUGUCUUAUAAUCUGGCUUUCCCUUCUUAUUUCCCUCUUCCUUCAAUCUGGCAUAUUCAUUGGCUUCACCUCUUCUGCUCUUCCUGAAAUUUCCUCAAAACCAGGGUUAUAAAUCUGGUCAGUUACUUUUUGCUGUCAUCUUCUCUCUCCAUAUAUAUAUAUAUAUAUAUAUAAUCUCUGUCUUUUGGAGGAACUCCUGUAGGGGUUUAGUUACUCAUCCAUUUAUCCUUCAAAGUUUAUUGCUGAUAUCUGAACUGGAAUUGUUUCCAAAACUGAUCAUUAGAACUUCCUGCCUUCUAGGAUCAGUCACAUUCAGUCUAAGGGAUCUCUGUUCACUAAAUCCCUCAGCUGGUUCAAGAAAUCUGCUGAACUCUCUUUUCUCUCCUGUUUAGCUUCCUGGAUUUAGUCGAUUUAGUCGAUGUCUUCAUUUCAGUGCUCAACAGAUUCUGUCCUCUUGUGUAUCCAUAUCUCUAAAGUCUUCCAUAUUUUCUUUUUCUGAUUUCACUACUGUUAGUAGUUGGGUGAUGGGAACAGGAAAACUCUCUCCCUUUACUCAGUCACCAUGAGUCUUACUUUGCAAGUCUCGGGCCUUAGUGGCAGCACAUUAGUCUUCAAUCUCUGGAAGAGAGAGAAUCUUUUGCUUUCUCUCAAUUAUUUGGGACAAAUUUCUGUCAAGGGAUAUAUUCCUCCACAGCUAUAGUGCAAAAGGGUGCAUGAAGAUUUUGGAGGUCUCCCAAAGUGAUUACUCCAUUCUUCCUUCCUAGAAAUCUGUCCAUUCUUUGUCUGUCCUUCCUGUUGUAGUUCCUCUUUCACAAAUACCUCUUGAGCUUGCUAUGACAACUCAUCUAAUGAUAUGAGCAUCCAAUCUUUACAUUUUCUGGAACUUUCUACUGAUAUAUGGCCAAGAAUUAGCAGUCACAUCUAGGCCAGCAUUCAAAAAAUCAGUGGAAGUUUCCUUUUUUACUCCUAUUUGGGUUCAGACACCUUAUUCGGGUUCUCAUCUUAAAGAGAGCAAUCUAGUUCAUGCUCUUCCCCCUGCUUCUAGGGGACUUUUCAUCUCUCAGAAUUUCUCACUUUAGAGCUUACUAAGGGGAGUAUUAACAAAUUCAAUCACCAAUUCAGUCUUCCAUUUGAGUGGAACUUCCCUCAAUGGACAUUGCUUCACCACUCCACCUAAGGGAAAGUUUCUCUGGUCCUCUACUAUUUGUUUUUGUGGAAUAGCAGGUAGAGGAGGUGGCACUGGUGCUGGUAGAAUGACAGGAGGAGGUGGGGUUUCCAGUGGAACCCAUAAUUUCUCUUUCUUCUGACAUAAUCCUGAAUUCUUCUCCUCUUUAAUCUCCUGUUUGCCUGCCCCGGGCAUUGCUGUUGCAGCUUCUUUCUUACUUCCUCCUGCUCUAUCAUUCUUAUCUGCCAUGGACUGCUGUUGUCUCAUUUUAUCUAUAUGAUUUUUGUCUCAUUCUUCUCUCCAAAAUUUCUGGUCUCUCUGCAAACUGCCUAGCAGCCUAAUCUUUUUUUUUUUUUUUAA